This is a messenger RNA of Funneliformis geosporum, 477 nucleotides long. The record is from the annotation of a GenBank genome assembly. NCBI's taxonomy places the organism in Eukaryota, Fungi, Glomeromycota, Glomeromycetes, Glomerales, Glomeraceae.
AUGAAUGCCUUUGUGAAUAAGUCAAUAUUAGCAUUUCUUAAAGAAUAUUAUAGUGAAGACAUUCAUAUAAUUGAUAAUAGAUAUCAGCCUCGUGUGAAUGAGAUAGUUGAAAUUCUUUAUGAUCUGAAUAGUGGAGCUAAAGCUAUAAGAAUAGGAUAUGACCUUUUGAAGCAAGGAAAACAUGUGGCAUUUGUAUUUACUAGAGCUGUAAUGGCUAGAGCAUUAAUAGAAAAAGCAUCUAAGUUAUAUAAACCUGAUAAUUCACCUGUUAGAACCCAUGCAUAUUAUGGAAAUAUGGAUGGGAAGCAAAGACAAAAAGACUUUUCCAAUAUUAAUGAUACCUGGGGCAAACUUGACUGCAUAGCUUAUACAAAUACAGUGGAAGCAGGUAUAUCUUUUGAAAUUACAGACCACUUCGAUAUAAUUAUAGCUAUUACAAAUAUUGACACUCCAGUUCAUGUUAAAGCUCUUACAUAA